GAACAUGGCAACCAUUAAGGCCAUCGAGGCCCGUUCGGUCCAUCAAAUUCAAUCCGGCCAAGUCAUUGUCGAUCUUUGUUCAGUUGCGAAGGAACUGGUCGAGAAUAGCAUCGAUGCCGGCGCCACAUCCAUCGAGGUGCGAUUCAAAAACAACGGCUUGGACUUGAUCGAGGUGCAGGAUAACGGCAGUGGCAUCUCACCUGAGAAUUACGAGAGUCUUGCGCUCAAGCAUUACACCUCCAAGCUUUCCUCGUUCGAUGACCUCUCGCGUCUACACACCUUCGGCUUCCGCGGUGAAGCACUGUCGUCGCUAUGUGCCCUGUCCGAAUUUCGCGUCGUCACCGCCCAAGCCAACCAAGCCCCGAAGGCCAACCGCCUUGAUUUCGAACCGUCUGGAAAGUUGAAAAAGACGCAAAUCGUCGCUGGUCAACGGGGUACAACGGCGUCAGUGGAGGGACUGUUCAAGCGACUACCCGUCCGGCGUCGCGAGCUGGAAAAGAACAUCAAGCGGGAAUACGGCAAGGUUCUGAAUCUUCUGCAUGCGUAUGCGUCUAUCAGCGUGGGGAUCCGAUUCAGUGUUCGAAACACUGUAGGAAAAUCUCGCAAUGUGGUUGUCUUUUCCACGAACGGCAACCAAACCACGAAGGAAAAUAUUGCCAAUGUUUACGGCGCGAAGACACUUCUGGCUCUGAUCCCGCUCGAUUUGGAAUUGGAGUUUGAGCCAUCGGCCACGGCUAGGAGGAUUGCUGAGCGGGAUGGUAAAGAAGCGAAUAAGAUCCAGGUUCGAGGGCAUGUUUCUCGUCCGGUAUUCGGAGAGGGAAGGCAAACGCCUGAUCGCCAGAUGUUCUUCGUGAACUCCCGUCCCUGCGGUCUGCCACAGAUUGCGAAGGCGUUUAAUGAGGUCUACAAGUCGUUUAAUGUCUCGCAGUCGCCAUUUGUUUUUGCGGAUUUCCACAUGGAUACCCACGCGUACGACGUCAAUGUGUCUCCUGACAAGCGAACGAUCCUUUUGCAUGAUGCGGGUGCUAUGAUUGAGUCCUUGAAAACUUCUCUAACGGAAUUGUUCGAGUCUUCAGAUCAGACCGUUCCUCAGUCCCAAAUUCUUGGCUCCAAGCAGCCGACCCCCAAGCAAAACACCAGAGGAUUGCGUGAUGUUAUUGCUCGCAGACCUGCAGCUGACGAGUCGAAAGAGAAGUCGAAUAACGUGGCAAACCGCGAAGAGGAAGAAGAGGAAGAGGAAGAGCAAGAAGCCGAAGAACCAGUUGCAGAACAGGAUCAGCUGAGUUCUCAAGGUAGGCUGAAAAGCUUUCUCAGUGGUAUUGGCUCCCGUCAAGAGCAAGACGGACCUCUAUCUUCUCCUGCCCGAGCUGGCACAUCAAGACUGCAAGACAAAACCUCUCUUCCAGUGACGCCUCGAAACAAACCAGGAAUAACUGGUCAUGACGACAUCCCACAGCCGUCCGAUGAUGACAAUACAGACAACGAACGUCCUGCAGAUCCAAAGGAGAAGCCUUCCCCUCCAGAAGAUGCUGAAUCAGCUGGGGAAUUGGAUGAACCUGAGGAUCAGGACCCCCAGAGUAGCGUCCCGGAUGAGCAAUCUGUCUCCAGAAAUGGCGAUGAAUUUAUGGAAACACCCAAUGUUAUUCAGAAUGCAUUUGACAGAAUGCGCCCGAGACGGAUGCCAGCGGAGAUCGCCACAAUCACCAUCGGUGACAAAACAGUUACGUCUAUGAUAGGGAGCGGUGCUCCUCGAAAGAGGGAUGUGGAAUCAAUAAAUACAGAGAAUAUUUCCUCAGCUCGGAAAAGACGAAUCCACACCCCUUCUCGCUCAGGUAUUUUCGGUAAACAUAUGAGGGACUUUGCUGCUCCGGGCUCACAGUUAGAGCAAACAGCCAACAGCGAGGAUGAGGACGAGGUUGAAGACGAGGAAGAAGACGCCGUGGACGAACCCUACGAAGAUGAAAUGGAAGAUGACGAAGAGGAAGAAAACGCCGAGUCGAUCGAUGAUGGGGAACCAGAAGAUGGGUCUCAAUCUUAUGCCCCGUCGGAUCACGGUGAUGAUCGUUUAGCCGGCCAAGAUGCCAAUCAAGACUUGAUUGACAGGGAAGACCACGAAGAGGUUGAAAGGACAACGUCACAGCCGCCACCGGCAUCUGUCGAAGGACCUAUGGACUACGAUGAUGACGAGAAAAAGAAGCAUGAAGAAGCCGAGGUUCAACGACUCAUUCAGGAGGCAGAGGACAAGGCUGUUCUACCACAGGAAAACAGCUUGAACCGAGCGAAUAAACUGAAUAAAGGCGCCGCUCAUCGCGAUUCUACGGUUCAAUUAGCGUGCACUAUUGAUGGAUCACUGUCCAGAAUUCAACUACAAGCGGAGCAACUUCAAGAGCAUGUUCGACCGAAUGCUGAGGAUCCUGCCAAUCAGGAUGACAUCGAGGCGGCAAUGUCCCAGGAGACAGCCGAAGAAAGAUUAUCUUUAACCGUGACUAAGGAAGACUUCGAUAAGAUGCGGAUUAUCGGGCAAUUUAACCUCGGAUUCAUCAUCGCUACACGACCCUCAGGCCAGAAUGCAGCCUCGAAUUUACCCAGCUGCAAGGAUGAACUCUUCAUCAUCGACCAACAUGCCUCAGAUGAGAAAUUCAACUUCGAGCGGCUGCAGGCCGAGACCGUUGUUCAGAACCAACGGCUGGUCCAACCGAAAACGUUGGAUCUUACAGCCGUGGAGGAAGAGAUAGUCAUUGAGAACCAGGCCAUCCUGGAGAAAAAUGGAUUUGUGGUGGAAGUCGAUGACAGUGGAGACGAGCCUAUAGGCCGCCGCUGCAAGCUGGUCUCGCUACCUCUCAGUAAAGAGGUGGUCUUUGGCUUGCAGGACCUGGAGGAGUUGAUUGUUUUGCUGUCCGAGAUGCCAGCAGCCAGUGCGACGGGACCGGCGUCGCACAUGUAUAUACCACGUCCUGGAAAGGUGCGCAAGAUGUUUGCCAUGAGGGCGUGUCGGUCCAGUAUCAUGAUCGGCAAAAACUUGACUCAGAAGCAGAUGAUCAAGGUGGUGAGGAACAUGGGGACCAUCGAUAAGCCAUGGAAUUGCCCGCACGGCCGACCAACCAUGAGGCAUUUGAUGAGCCUGGGACAAUGGAAUGAAUGGGACGAAUUCGGAGACGAUGGCGAAGGGCUGGAUCCUGACGACAAUCGACCGUCCGACUCAUUGAGCGCCUGGAGGGAAUUCUUUGAGGAAAACGGAGCCUCCGGCGAUGAAGAUGGAGACGAGGACGCAGACGAAGAUGAAGAUAUGAACGAGGGUGACAAUACCGACGGAGAAUCAGAGAGGUAGUUGCCCAGAGAAUUUGGAUAUGAACUUAGCCACCAGUCCGAC
This is a messenger RNA of Aspergillus steynii IBT 23096, 3370 nucleotides long. RefSeq names its product ATP-binding mismatch repair protein PMS1. Gene Ontology annotation, cellular component: MutLalpha complex. Gene Ontology annotation, biological process: mismatch repair. Gene Ontology annotation, molecular function: ATP hydrolysis activity; ATP binding; ATP-dependent DNA damage sensor activity. The record is from RefSeq and is a predicted model, not a curated record. The coding region runs from base 5 to 3328 and encodes 1107 amino acids. Lineage: Eukaryota; Fungi; Ascomycota; Eurotiomycetes; Eurotiales; Aspergillaceae. The transcript has 4 exons.